Messenger RNA from Protopolystoma xenopodis, 381 nucleotides. The record is from the annotation of a GenBank genome assembly. NCBI's taxonomy places the organism in Eukaryota, Metazoa, Platyhelminthes, Monogenea, Polystomatidea, Polystomatidae.
AUGGCGAGAAUCACUGACGAUGCCGGCGAAAAAUCUGGGAAUGUACCACGUCCACGGUCCUACUCUGAAAAUGAUGCUGCAUACAAUGGACUCCGGACUAGUUAUCGUUCUUCUGGCGAAUUUCGUGGUCUUGCCUUUCUUGAAUUUGAAACUAGUAGUGCUGCUCAUGCCGCACUGACUGCCUACCGUAUUUCAUCUGAAGCCCCUUCGAUAAAAUCUGGCUUGGAGUAUGAGUCUCAUUCUCAGACAAAUCGAUUUCAUCGGCAACACAUGAAAUACAAGCAACACACUAAACAGCCAAUUGAUUCUCCACAUCAGGUCCUGAUAACAGAACAUAGGUCAGAAGCAACCACAAGCCAAACAAACAUUUGUGCUAAUUAG